Molecule: messenger RNA, 2170 nt
Organism: Abrus precatorius (Indian licorice)
Lineage: Eukaryota; Viridiplantae; Streptophyta; Magnoliopsida; Fabales; Fabaceae
Product: dolichol kinase EVAN
Exons: 14
Coding region: 111-1844 (577 amino acids)
Biological process (GO): dolichyl monophosphate biosynthetic process
Cellular component (GO): endoplasmic reticulum membrane
Molecular function (GO): dolichol kinase activity
Source: RefSeq, a predicted model, not a curated record
UUGACGGCGACAACAGAGUUUGGAGAGAUGAGAAAGGAAUAGGAAACAUUGUCUUCCGUAAUUCCUUUCCUUUUCCUCUCUUUCCUCUAUGUGUGUGUGUGUGUGAUCUAAUGGUUUCCCUCUUCCCGCGUAAAACCGAAUUGUGGUGUCGUUGUUGUUCCAUGACGACGUCGUUUUUGAACGGGGAAAGAGCGGUGGUGCUCUUGUUCAUCUCCACGAUCCUCUUCUCCCUCCCUCUCUCUCUCCUCUUCCAUGGCGUCUCUCUCUCUCUUCUCACCCUCGCCUCCUUCUUUCUCGAGAUUUCCUUCGACAAUUCGAAUUCUCCUUCUCUUUUUCGCACCAGACCGGGUGCUUCCUCGGGUAUUCUUCUCGGCGCCGUCACUCUCCCUUCUCUUCUUCUCUCUAAAUUGGUGCAGUUAUCGCGGGGACUCUCGCUCGCUCAACUUCAACUUCAAGAGAUUCAAUAUCUGACAUUGCAAUACUGGGCCACAUCUGCCAGCGCCUGCAGCGUUGUUUUGUUCCUCGCCUUUGCUCAACGGCGUUCUCCUUUAACCCCUUCUCAUUGGGUUGUAAGGUUUAGCUUGUGUUCCAUUUUCUUUCAAGCUCUUGUCAGUGUUGCUGCCCUAGCUACAACUUCUCAAAUUGGCUUGCAUCCGGCACUGAAGCUUUCUUGGGUCUUUUGUCAUGGAUUGGCAUCUGUGAUUCUAAUUUGGCAUUUCCUCAGAACUUUUCCAUCUUGUGCUUCCAUUGGGGAAGCAUUUUUGGUGACUGCUGGUAUUGUUCUCUAUUUUGGUGACAUGCUGUUGCUUACUAUUAAAAAGCUAUGUGGACUAUUGGUGUCAACAAAAUUGGUUACUGCAGAACAUGAACUAAGGCGAAGUGAGAUAAGCAUUAUAAUUCAGGGGCUUGUGCUUGGUCUUUUGCUGUAUCCAGUAGCUUUGAAAUAUAUUCUCCAAAUAUGGGAGUGGUCAAUAAAUACAGCUUCUGCUGAAGGAAGAAGAUACACUGAAGUUGGGAGAUCUAUUAUCUUUAUUGCUUCCCUUGGAUUUGUCCUGAUUGUGAUUGUACCAUCAUGGAUGCAGUUUGUGCAGGAAUUUCACGUGCACCCUUUUUUCUGGGUACUUUCCUUUGUUUUCUCGGAGCCAUCCAAAAGACUGUCUUUAUGUAUCUAUUGGGUGUGUAUAAUUUGUGUUUCGGUCUUGCGAUUCUAUAACAUCUCCAAGAAGAGUAAGAUUGAGAGGAUUCUUUUGCGGAAAUACUACCAUCUUAUGGCUGUCUCAAUGUUUUUACCUGCCCUUAUCUUCCAGCCAAAAUUUCUUGAUCUAGCCUUUGGUGCGGCUUUGGCAGUUUUCUUGACAUUAGAAAUUAUUCGAGUUUGGAGAAUCUGGCCUUUGGGACAACCAAUAAAUCAAUUUAUGAAUGCAUUCACUGAUCACCGUGACUCUGAUCUUCUCAUUGUUAGCCAUUUCUCACUUUUACUGGGAUGUGCACUUCCAAUUUGGAUGUCUUCUGGGUACAAUGAUCGACCUCUUGCUCCUUUUGCAGGAAUUUUGAGUCUAGGAAUUGGAGACACAAUGGCAUCAAUGGUCGGGCACAAGUAUGGUGUUUUGAGGUGGAGUAAAACUGGCAAGAAAACAGUUGAAGGUACUGCAGCUGGUAUAACUUCCGUACUUGCUGCUUGCUCUUUACUCCUUCCGCUUUUAGCAUCGACGGGAUACAUUCUCACUCAGCAUUGGUUCUCUCUACUUCUAGCUGUGACUGUAAGUGGUUUGUUGGAGGCCUACACUGCACAACUUGACAACGCAUUCAUACCACUGUUUUUCUAUAGUCUUCUCUGUUUGUAGGCGCAGCUUUUCCUCUUCCAAAACGAAGUUACCUUGAUUGAGGAACGACGGGUGCAAAUACGUGGCCUCUCUGGGCACAUCGUUUUUGCAGAGGUCAGAUAACUAUUAACCAACGCAAUUAUACGUGACAAUUUAGGGUUGAUCUACAUAGUUAGGAUUGUAUCUCUACAGAAAUGAUAGGUAUACGAGUGUCCAUUGUAUGUAUGCAGGAGUGACACUUUCCCAUUUUUAUGAAAUCAAAGAUUUGUGAGGCGAGAUAAGAGAGAUUGUAAAGAAAUUUUUAAUAUCUGUCAUUUUUCACACUUAUACACUGUCUUUCGUUUUUG